AUGAAACCAAAGACCCGACCGUGCGAAGAGCUCCAAGCUACUUCGCGAUGUCCUGCAAAAGGCUUAUCUGACGAACGCGUUGCGGGAGAGAGGGCAUUGGAGUUGGGCAUACCUUUGGAUGCGCGCAUUCGCUCGACACCGCGCGAGCAGAAACAUCAUUUUCCACUGGGGCCGGACUACAUAACGUACUGCUUUUUGUUUGCUCACACAUUCAAGUGGAAGUUCUACCUUGUCGUUGCAGGGGAGUUAUGGGAGUGUAGCGGGUCUCAAAAGGUUGUCGUGUCGCCGGCUGUUGAGAGGGCGGCAGCUGCAGACACACAGUCACUACUGCUAUCCGCUGGUGCUGCGGAGGAGCUUCCGGCGUAUGACGGAACGCGUGGACCAGUGCCGGCUUACGAGAAUAUCUUUAGUAAUAGAGAUAGUUCGACCUCAGGAUACGAGGAGUCAUAG
Messenger RNA from Colletotrichum tamarilloi, 450 nucleotides. RefSeq lists its product as uncharacterized. The coding region runs from base 1 to 450 and encodes 149 amino acids. The transcript has 2 exons. The record is from RefSeq and is a predicted model, not a curated record. NCBI's taxonomy places the organism in Eukaryota, Fungi, Ascomycota, Sordariomycetes, Glomerellales, Glomerellaceae.